AUGGAGCGAGUGCAAACAGUGGUGCUGGGUGCUGGCGUGCUUGGACUCGCUUGUGCACGAGCCUUGGCCAAAACCAGGGAGGUGGUGCUUUGCGAGCUCAAUGCCGCAGUUGGGACAGGCAUAUCUAGCCGCAACAGUGAAGUAAUUCAUGCAGGCCUUUACUAUCCACAAGGAAGUCGCAAGGCCCUUCACUGCGUUCGCGGAUCUGAGAUGCUCCGCCACUUCUGCAAGGACCGUGACGUCAACCACAGCCUUUGUGGAAAGCUGGUGGUGGCCACAAGUGAGGCGCAGGUGGCACAGCUCAGGGUGCUGGAGGCCAAGGCGGCUGCCAAUGGUGUGAGGUUGCAGCGGAAAAGUCCAGCUGAGGUGAAGGAGAUGGAGCCAGAGGUCCACUGUGUAGAGGCCCUCUAUUCGCCGCGGACGGGGAUCGUGGACUCGCAUGGUUUUAUGCAGGCCUUGCUGACUGAUGCCGAAGCACGGGGCACCACGCUGGCGCUUCGUACACGGGUGCGGGGUGGAAGGGUCUAUGAUGCAGGUGUGCUUCUUGAGUUGGAAUCGGUGGACUCUGGAGACUUCUUCUUUUUGGAGGCCCAGGAGGUGGUGAAUUGCUGCGGGCUGGCGGCCCCACGGGUGGCGCAAAUGCUGGGGAUGGAGGAGAUUCCCAGAGCCUACUUCUGCCGUGGCAGCUACUAUGCUCUUCAAGGUGGCCUGAAACCCUUCUCUCGGUUGAUCUACCCUGUGCCUGAGCCGCAGACCAGUGGUCUGGGAGUGCAUGCCACCGUGGAUUUACAAGGACAAGUUCGCUUUGGUCCAGAUGUGGAGUGGCUGCCCAAUGAGAUUCGACCAGGGAAAGAGGUGGAUGAGGUCGCCUACAGUCCUCAGCAAGCCAUUGCCUAUGAAGUCGAUACCAACAGAAGCAAGUCCUUUUACUCAGAGGUGCGCCGCUACUGGCCGCAGCUGCCCGAGGGCUCUCUGGUGGCCGACUACGCUGGGGUGAGACCCAAGCUUUCGGGUCCAGGAGAGCCGGCAGCCGAUUUCCAGGUGGCCAGAUAUGGCAAGUUGGUGAACCUUUUCGGCAUUGAGAGUCCGGGGCUCACGUCCUCCUUGAGCCUGGCCCGGGAGGUGGUCCACCUGCUAGGUGCCAAGUCGAGCUGA
Durusdinium trenchii is the source of this 1155-nucleotide messenger RNA. NCBI's taxonomy places the organism in Eukaryota, Dinophyceae, Suessiales, Symbiodiniaceae. The record is from the annotation of a GenBank genome assembly.